CCCAUGAGCCCUGACAGUGAAAAUAAUACGCUUCUCACCACAGCCACGGGAGACCGAAGGAGUAACUUCGGGCAAUUAGUUUAACAUUGACUAUAAAUAUUCCUUCUCAUUCCUUGUGACACCGUUAACAGCUCCGCUGGCAAAUCCCGAUUCUCUGGCAAUAUUUAAGCUGCCUGUCAGUUGGCGGAGGCUUGGUGGUGCCCGGCGCAGGGGACAGAAUGAGACCCAGCUGAGCGCAAUAUAUGCAUCAAGACGCAGCAGCAUAUAACUCCAGCCUGCAUAAGAAACCAUGGAGCCCACCAGCAGCACUCCAUCCUCUGCGUCCCCCCCGUGGGAUGUGUUUCCCCAGAAGACGCUGGACUCCAUAGACAUCGCUGUUCUUGUGCUGUACUUCCUAUUUGUCCUCGCCGUUGGGCUGUGGUCCAUGUGGAAGACGCAGCGCAGCACUGUAAAAGGCUACUUCCUAGCUGGAGGACAGAUGGUUUGGUGGCCUGUGGGCGCAUCCCUGUUUGCCAGCAAUGUCGGAAGCGGCCACUUCAUCGGCCUGGCUGGGUCAGGAGCCGCCUCGGGAAUUGCCGCGACAGCCUACGAGUGGAACGGGAUGUUUUGUGUUCUGGUGCUGGCCUGGCUAUUCCUUCCCAUUUACAUAGCAGCAGGAGUCACUACCAUGCCUGAGUACUUGCAGAAACGUUUUGGAGGCAAAAGAAUUCAGAUGUUCCUGGCGAUUCUCUACUUGUUUAUCUAUAUCUUCACCAAAAUAUCAGUCGAUAUGUACGCUGGGGCCCUCUUCAUCCAGCAAGCCUUACACUGGGACCUGUAUAUCGCUGUGGCAGGCUUGCUGGCCAUCACAGCCGUUUACACCGUCGCGGGUGGCCUGGCUGCCGUGAUAUACACAGACGCUCUGCAAACUCUCAUCAUGCUGAUCGGGGCUGUGACUCUCAUGGUCUUCAGCUUUGUUGAAGUUGGCGGUCUCGAAGGUUUGCAGACAAAAUACUUUCAUGCCAUUCCCAGCACCCGCAAGGAAAACAGUAGCUGCGGCUUGCCAAGAGAAGAUGCUUUCCACAUUUUUCGGGACCCUGUUAACUCUGACCUUCCCUGGCCGGGAGUUUUGGUGGGAAUGACCAUCCCGUCCCUGUGGUACUGGUGUACAGAUCAGGUCAUCGUUCAGAGGUCCCUUGCUGCUAAAAACCUCUCUCAUGCCAAAGGAGGCUCCUUGAUGACUUCCUACUUGAAAAUUUUACCCCUCUUUAUGAUGGUAAUGCCGGGCAUGAUCAGCCGGAUUCUCUUCCCAGAUCUGGUGGCUUGUGCAGAUGCGGAAAUUUGCCGAAAAAUCUGUGGCAACCCGUCUGGCUGUUCCGAUAUUGCUUAUCCUAAGCUGGUCAUAGAGCUUCUGCCUGUAGGACUCAGGGGCCUGAUGAUGUCAGUGAUGAUAGCAGCUCUCAUGUCCUCCCUGACUUCCAUCUUUAAUAGUGCCAGCACCAUUUUCACCAUGGACCUCUGGAAACACUUCCGUCCUCGUUGCUCCGAGUGGGAGCUCAUGAUCGUUGGCAGGGUCUUUGUGCUGCUGCUCACUGUGGUCUCCAUCCUGUGGAUCCCACUGGUACAGGCUGGCCAGGGAGGGCAGCUCUUUAUUUACAUCCAGUCGAUCAGCUCCUACCUGCAGCCCCCCGUGGCAAUGGUGUUUAUACUGGGAUGCUUCUGGAAAAGAGCAAAUGAAAAGGGCGCCUUCUGGGGCCUGGUGACGGGGCUGCUGCUGGGCGUCAUUCGGCUGGUGCUGGACUUCAUCUACCCAGAGCCCCAGUGCGGCGAGGCCGACCUCCGACCAGGCGUGGUGAAGUACAUGCACUAUCUCUACUUCUCCAUGGUCCUGGCCGCCGUCUCCACGCUCACGGUGCUGGUCGUGAGCGCGCUCACAGAACCCCCCUCGGAAGAAAUGGUGCGUCACCCCUUCAGAUUUCUUUUGUUAUUUGUAAACGGUUUCCAGCAUGCCCCACGUUACAUCCAUGGGAAUAAUGUGGGGAUAAAUAAUCUGGAAAUGGAAGUUUCCAUUCAUUCUUUAUUUGUGAUCACACUUGCAAUAACCUGUAGCUGCAGUCCCCUCUCUGCUCCAGCGCCCUGCUGCCAUUUAAGAUUUUGGUCCCAUAAAUCCAGAGUCCCACCCUGGAAAUUGGUCAACAGUAGAUGCUACAAAGAGUUGUUCUUAAGUUUCAAACAUGUGUGUUUAACCCGUGACAAAUUAGCUUUUUCCCUCUAUUUUCCAAGAAAUUCCAGCUUCUGGGUCAUCUUUAUCAACUCUCUUACUAAUUUAGUGAGGAACCAUUUUUACUCGCAGAAAAGAGAAAUCAAGGGCAGAGAGCACACUUCCUCUGGAACAGGUUUGUGCCAGUUUGACUAUUUUCAAUAGAUAUCCUGAGGCUACAGAAAAACAUUAAUAGCAGAAAGGAGGGCCAGAGGGACCUUCAGAAAUCAUACAGCCAGCGCAUGCUCUUGCUUCAAGACAGGACUAACCUGACACAUUCUGAAAGACCUGGUGAACCCAGGGAGGAUGCCCAGGGAGGUGUGUGAUCAAAUCGAGAGCUCACCCGCCCUCCCAGCGGCAGUUUUGCCUCAUCUCCAGCCCGAAUCUUUCCAGCUUCAUGUUGUGCUCGUCCCUUCCUGUCCGCCCUAUCGCUGAUAUUGAGAACAUUCCUCUUUAAUGAGUCUCUUACAGAUUUGAAGAUAAUUAUCAUAUCUCCCACCUGUCUUCUCUUCUCUCAGCAACCCCAGUUCUUUGAACCAUUCCUCCCUGGCCGCAAUUUCCAUUCUUUCGCUCCCUUCACUGACCCGCUCUCAGUCUGCAUCCAGUGACGGUCCCGUGCAGAACUGUCUCCUCCUCAGUAACGGUGAAGAACGCCGUCCUUCCGAGAGCGUAGCUGUACAAGCAGCUGUCGUGUUCCAGACAAAACUAAACCCAACAUGCCUGUGGUAGCCGUGGCUUCUGUAGUUACCAGCUGAGCACUUUGCUGUUCACCCGCUCCAGCAGAGUGGGAGAACAGAUUUCAGCCUCUCUAAGUAUUCUCUCUGCAGGCUGCUCUACGGCUCAGGUAGUCCUUUAAACAACCAUGAAAGCAGUUUUCUUUAACACCGCUCUUCAUGCCAUCAGAUAAGUCGGCUUACCUGGUUCACACGUGGGGAUCUACCAGUCAAGAAAGACCUAGCAGUCAGCCCUUCCCCUGAUGCUGCAAAAGGAGUGUGUGAAGCUGAGCGCCCAGCUCUCCAGAUUGAUAUAAGCAUUGCUUCUGAAAA
Messenger RNA from Phalacrocorax carbo (great cormorant), 3285 nucleotides. NCBI's taxonomy places the organism in Eukaryota, Metazoa, Chordata, Aves, Suliformes, Phalacrocoracidae. The record is from RefSeq and is a predicted model, not a curated record.